AGUUAAUUCUGCGGGAGCAGGGCUCGCGCUGCCUCCUCGAGUACCGGUGUCGGCUUGAGGCUCUCUGAUUGGCUAUCUCACAGCAUGCCCAGGUGCUGACAAGAGGAUGGAAUCAGCAGCUGGACCUCACCGCGUUGCAUGACAGAGACACCGAGAACAAGGUGCGCCUGGCUAUCUUUCCAGUUUUAUGCUACCCAGAUAUUUUUUUGAAAUUGGCAGGAGAAUCAUCAACACAAGGAGAACAACUAUACGUAAAGUCUCACCUCAGCGGGUCUGCGCCCUCUCACUCUAAUCCAAACCUCGUGACUCUUCUACGGUCCCUGCUGCAGCCGCUGCGUAGGGAAAAUAACCCGAAGGCAAGGCAGUCAAAGUAUCUGAGAGACAUAUCUGGAGGAAGUUUACCCUUGUACACGUAUCUGAACGCAUCCUCCCACGUUGUGUGUCUGGGAGAGCGCUCUGUUUGGAGUCUGUAGCUGGCGGUCAUCCGGCGCCCAUUGAUCUCGUGGUCGUCCCUGCCCCGGCCUCCCGAGUGCCCCCCUGCAGCAGUACCCCGUGGCGUUGGCAAGGCCAGGAGAGAUGGGGCGCAAGCUGGACCUGUCGGGCUUGACGGACAAUGAGGCAGAGCACGUGCUGAAGGUGGUGCAGAGGGACAUGAAGCUGAGGAAGAAGGAGGAGGACAGGCUCAGUGAGAUGAAGCAGGAGCUGGCGGAGGAAGGCAGCAGAUGCUCCGUCCUCUCCAAGCAGCCCCGCUUCAACGAGCGCUGCUGCAUCCGCUGCUGCUCUCCCUUCACCUUCCUGGUCAACCCCAAGCGCCCGUGUCUGGACUGCCAGUACAACGUCUGCAAGUCCUGCCGCACCUACAGCAAGCAGGAGAAAGCCUGGCUCUGCGCCGCCUGCCAGAAGACCAGGAUAUUGAGGACCCAGUCUCUGGAAUGGUACUAUAACAACUUGAAGAGCCGCUUCAAGAGGUUCGGCAGUGCCAAGGUUCUGAAGACGCUCUACAGGAAUCACAUAGUGGAGAGAGGAGGCAACUCUGAUCUACCAGAAAGCAGUGUUCACGACGGAAGCAAUGGCAACGAUGGCAGCGUGUGUGGCAGUGACUCCACCUUCUACAGGCAGAGUGAAGGACACAGCAUGGCAGAGACCCUCACUGUUGCCCUGCGUGUUGCUGAGGAGGCCAUAGAGGAAGCCAUUGCCAAUGCAGAGGAGUUUACUGACAGCUUGGAGAAGCAGAAUGAGGCUUGCUACCUACGGGACCACAAAGAGGAGCUUAUAGAGGAACUUGCCACGACCAUCGUACAAAAAGUACGUUUAGACUCUGGUGUGGAGUUUUCGGUCACAUCUAACAUUGUCCUCUCUCUCUCGCUCUUGCUCCGCUCCUCUCCUUUCCUCUCCCAGAUCAUCCAGAGGAGGAAGCGUUCAGAGAUGCAGACAGAGUAUGACUUUGUUUGGCCCCAGAGCCAGGGCCAGCCCCAGGGCAGUGAGAUGUCCUCCCCCAGCCAGCCCCCUCACAGCACCCUGGCCCAGGCCAACCAGGCCCACCUCAAGAGUUCCUAUUCCCUCUGGAGGUCGCGGUCUGCGUUCUCCCUGACCAGUGACGAUUCUCCAGAGAAGAACACCGAGGCACUAGUAGGGGCGGGGGGAGGUGGAGAGGUACAGGACUACGCCUCUCUGAAGAAGGAGACCGCCAGGGCCUCCUCACUGCCCAGCUGGAAGAGUGUAGACCGCCUGGACAACUCCAGUGCGUCCUCGGUGCUGCAGAGCCCGGACGGUAACUGGAUCGCUCUGCAGAGCUCUCAGCACUCCCGUCCCAGCCUGCUGACCAAGAGAAAGUCUCUGGUGUUCAGCGUCCUGGAGAAAGAGUCCGACGUGGUCUCGGCCUACGACGAGAUGGGCCCCGAAUCCGACCAGGAGGACGACAAGGGGGGCUGGGGGGCCGCGCUGCGCCAGUUCCAAAGGAAACUCUCAGACGAGACGUACUACACGGACUCCCAGCACGACCCUGAGUGGACGUACACCCCGGUCCACCUCCCGGUCACAUCGCCCUCUUCGGGCCAGUACACCAACACCGAGACCCUGAACUCUGACUCAGAGUGUUCCUCUGUACCCCCCACCCGACCCGGCAAACCCCUCCAGAACGUAAUGAAGAAGACAGGCCCUAACCAGGACCCGUAUCUUCAUCCCCAGCAAGCUCAGUACCACCAUCAUCAGCAUCAACACCAGAACCCCCCUUUGUACUCGCUCCACCCGGAGGCGCUAGAUGUGAACUUUAACCCCAAGGUGACUGGGGACAGUGCGCAAAGCAACCACGUCAGGAGGUCGCGGAGACGCAGGAAGAGCAAGAGGGAGCUGGCGGGGAACCAGGCCCACGCACAGACACACACACAACCACUUUAUUCGUCAUCUGCACAGGAGAACAGUUUCCUGCUGAACGCCCUGCUGAAGAGUGGCAUGAGUGAGGAGAUGCCUGGGCCUGACGUGGGGCCCGUGCCCGAGACCUCCUCUGCGGUCAUGACCCCCGAGCCCAAGAACCAGGACACUGUGGCCCCUAACUCUGCGGCCCCCAGCUCCCCUAACUGCAUGGCCCCUGGCCCCCUGUCCCCCAGUAGCUCUGGGCCCGGCUCGGGAGACACACUGGAGCAGGAGCUCUACUCCAAACUGGGCCAGCUGGUUGGACGAGCCAGCAGCGAGGAAGUAGCGAGCUCGUCCGAGGAUGAGCCAAUCAAAAGCCCCGUAAAGAGAGACAGAGAAAGUGACAGACAGAAAGAGAAGCUGAGGCAGAUUGAGAGAGAGCGAGAUCAUCAGGGACAAAGUGAGAGACAGAGAAGUAAAAGUAGGGAUAGGACGAAGCGAGAGACGUUUGAGUCAGUGAACGGGCCGGAACUGAAAAAGAGAGAGCGACUAAGGGAAAGUCUGACAUUGAGACAGGAGGAGAGAGUGAAGGAGAGGAGGUUGGAGAGAGGAGGAAAGAGUUUGGAAGAGAAAGUAGAUGGCAGGGAAAAUAAGACAGUGGAGAAGAACAGGCAAAGUAAGAAACUACAGAGAAAAGAGGUGGACAGAGAGACCGAAAGAAAGGGGGAAGAAGUGGAAGACCGAAACGAAAAGACAGGAUCCACGCCCUCCUCGCCUGCAAUUACCCCAUCUAUCCAGGAAGGGGUGCUGUGUGACGGACAGAAGUACUCGGCCGCAUCGCUGUGCAGUAUCACCACAGAGGUACUGAAGGUGCUCAACGCCACAGAGGAACUGAUUGGUGAGGCGGGGGGCGAUAGUGUCACCCCCUCUGAGUGCAUGAGCGCGUCUGAGUCCUUCCUCAGCAACUUAGAGACCCGGAAACUGGACCAGAAACUCACCAAGAUGGAGGAAAACGUGUACAUGGCUGCGGGGGCGGUGUACGGCCUGGAGGCGUCACUGGGGGACCUGGAGAAGGUGGCCCGAGGCAUCAGCAGUGGCACCUCAGACAGAGACCUGGCCUUCCUGGAGGACCAGGUGGCCACUGCUGCCGCCCAGGUGCAGCAGUCUGAGCUCCAGGUAUCAGACAUCGAGGAGAGGAUACUAUCUCUAAAAACAGCUGGACUGAAUGUCACCGCCUGCAAUCGUUUCUCCAACUUCUCCAAGCCAAAACCUACGCCUCAAACCCUUGACACAUCACGCCAACAGAGGAGAAAACUACCUGCCCCUCCGGUCAAAGAUAAGGAGUCUGAGCAACAGGUAACAGCACUUCAUCCGUAGCGACAGACAGAAAGCACAAAGAGUCCCUCAGGGGCCCCGCACGGUCUCUCCACUCCAGUGCCUUGAUCCAGCGUCUGCCUUGGGCUAUGCAGGGGCCAACACCUGCCCUGUGCACCCCACCCAGCGCUCUCCUCAGCCAGGCACGGCCCCAUCCAGUCACCCCCUGAAUAUCUCCAGACCCCCUUCCCUGCCUCCCCCAGCCCAGGACCGACUCAUUCAACCCCUGUCCCAACCUACUCCAUCAGCCCCCCGGGCCUCAUUCACUGUAAUUACCACACCACAACGCUCACAACAGGGUGGUUUGAUAGACGACGUGUCUCUGCCUUAAAAUCAGCGAACGAACACUCCUCGCCCGAGACAACUCACUGUCCUACUGUCAAAAGAAGACCUAACUUCAAAGUCCUUGUACAGAAAAUAAGAAAACCUCUGUCAGUCUUUUUUUUUUUUUCUAACUGUUUGCAAGGGUGUUGUAGGUGUUUGAAGAUGUGAAAAACCAUGUGAAAACUUCUGUGAUGAAUGUCCCAAAAGAGGCUGAACCAUGUUUUAUUAUUACUUGUUGUUUCUCUCGCUGAUGAAACGUCAUGAUGAAUUGCCGAGCACCCACAGAACCUGUUCGAUGUUGUUGUUGUAUUAUCAUUUCUGUGUACAGACUCAAACGUAAUCAUUUCCUUGAACUAGCAGACAACAAUCCUCAUUCACGACGCUCUGGUCUGACGUGUUUUCGAAUUUUAGAUGAGAGGUUCACUUUAAGAAACAUCUGGCGUCCGUCCUCUCCUGUUCCUCGAAUUAAUCAUUUACAUGAAGGCAACGGGUAAACACACCUCAAUCUUUUCACGGUGGCGAUUUUGAGACGAGCUCGUUACUCUAGCGCGUAGUUACCGUGUUUCGAGAAGGAUUCACGACAUUGCUCGGCCCACACAAUGACAGUUUAUGUCAUGUCUGUUUUGUAAGGCCAAAAUAACCUCCAUCUACAGGUUGCGAGACUUUGGCAUCUGUCUCCGGGGAGACCCAAGGCCAAAAUAACCUCCAUCUACAGGUUGCGAGACUUUGGCAUCUGUCUCCGGGGAGACCCAAGGCCAAAAUAAUGCAAGGCAAAAUAUUUAGUUACAUGAACAAAUAAUGCAACGUUUAUCACACAAAUGGUCUACCUAUUAUAUAAAGUAUACGUAAAGCAUUUAGGAACCGAAAGAAGCCCGACAUUAGAAUAAAUGGACACGUUUCUUAACCAAACAAUGACAAUGUACGACAUCUUCACCGUUCUGUCUUUUUUUGAAUGAAUAUGUUUCAUUCUAUAGCUAGAGGACUCCUGAUAUCUCCAGGAGUAAUACAUCAAAUGUGUGUCUUUAUCUGUGGUCUAGUACUGUCUUUUUGCUAGCUAGGGCCGUCUACUUGAUAUCUGUCUUCCCAGUAGCAUACUUGGGUGUGUGAACUGCUGACUUCAUAACUUGCAGAUGAUGGUAGACACAUUAACAAGGAUUAUAGGACAGGGCGAUUUGUGCGUGAACUAAUACUCACACUCUGAUUUAUUUUCCUACUAGCACUGACAUUGCUGAUAGCUACUUUAUUGAGGAAAAAUACAUGUACUAUGACUGAGGUAUUUGGCUGUCCCAACUAGCCAUCUGAAGAUCAAUGCACUUAACUGUAGGUCUCUGGAUAAGCGUCUGCUAGAUGACAACAACGUCAAAUGUAUUUUUUUGCUUGUUCUUUUUAUGUUUAAUUGGUUUCAGCUUUGUGGCCUUUACUUGGCGUACAUUUUGAUUUCUCUCCUGUGCUCUAUGGCUCCAAUAAUUAAUUGUGCGUUGUGUUAAAUAUCUUGUAAAGAUUUAUACAUAAUGAAGUCUACUGGGCUUUAUGGCAAAAUGCCAUGAAAAGCAUGAUUUUAUUUUUGUACUUUUGAAGAUUGUUAUUUCGCAGUUCUUUUCACUAAAACAAAGUGGGCGGAAACCGGCCUAGGCUUUAUUCUCCUCCUCCGAAAGGUUUUCUCAUCAGUUAAGUCUGAAACCGUGUCAUGUUUCCUUCUUCAAAGUGCUUUACAUGUAUGCCUGCAUUAAUUGUCGGAAAAUGUGUGAUUUUAAUGGGGAUGAUGGUAUUCAUAUUCAUGAUAACGUGGGAGAUGUGAUAAAUAGCAGUUGAUGCAGUGUCUGGUAUUACUCCAAUGACCAAGGGGAGAGUCUGGAAUGCCAGGCCUGUUUUUUUUAUCAGCGUCUCAGAGUAGGAGUGCUGAUCUAGGAUCAGUCUUUCCCUGUCCAUGUAACCAUAUUCAUUGUGAUCUACAACACAAAAUGUAUCCUAGAUCAGCACUUCUACUCUUGAGAUACUCUGAGAGGCCCUGGUCUUUAUAUUGAAAAGAUCAGAUAGUAUAUUAAUAUAGAGGAAAAUAUUAAAUACAGUGUUGAGGAAUUCUGUUCCUGUUAGUAAUUACAGGUAAAAUAGUAUGACGUUUGCGUUGGUUCAGGUUGUUACGUGCAGCUUGACCUUUCUUCAAGCCGCACCUAUCAGGUGGGGUCCUGUUGUGGCUCAGUUGGUAGAGCAUGACACUUGCAAUGCUAGGGUUGUGGGUUCAAUUCCCACGGGGGACCAGUAUGAAGUUGCUCUGGAUAAGAGCGUCUAAUAAAGGACAAUAAGGAUAAUAUGUAACGCCCUGUACCGGAGCUAGUGACACAGGUCAUUCCCAUACCUAUGGACUUCUGUUAUAUUUCUAUUAUAUUUGAACACUGUCCACUGGUAAGUCCUUCCAUCCAUCCUAUGAUCCCAUUUUGCAGGUUAUGCAUAUCGUUUCCUGUAUGUCGUCGUUGUUCCUGGAUGUGUGUUGUGUAUCAACGCAUGUUUCUGGUUUUAAAUAGAUGUACAAAAUUCGAGAAGCACAGCCAAGGGGUUCAUUAUUAUCAAUGUCCUGUAUUUUUCUAUUGUAAAAAAAUAUAUUUUAUCUCACCUCCUAAUUUGUUUAUAUAUAUAUAUCCAUAUAUAUGUAUAAAAAAAAAUGGAUAUGACAUAAGAUAAUUGCCCAAUCAUAAACUUGAUCCUUCUGUGUUGUCUUCGGGAGGCAGCCAGCUGUCUAUGUUCCUCGGCCGCAGUGAAGUUCACUUUGCACACCUCUGAUGGACUAUUCACUCAUAUGCGCAAUCGUUUGUUGCAGUCCAUAUCAUGUGUCGGGGAAAAAAUAUUAAGAAGCAGAAAAUACAGAUUCUCUAUGUGCCAAAUUGCUCUGAUUGAGAAAAAGUGUAAUACUGAUUGAAUAAAGUUUGCACCUGAAUGA
Molecule: messenger RNA, 6985 nt
Organism: Oncorhynchus keta (chum salmon)
Lineage: Eukaryota; Metazoa; Chordata; Actinopteri; Salmoniformes; Salmonidae
Gene: myripb
Product: myosin VIIA and Rab interacting protein b
Exons: 15
Coding region: 577-3729 (1050 amino acids)
Biological process (GO): intracellular protein transport
Cellular component (GO): cortical actin cytoskeleton
Molecular function (GO): small GTPase binding; actin binding; myosin binding
Source: RefSeq, a predicted model, not a curated record